This is a messenger RNA of Miscanthus lutarioriparius, 303 nucleotides long. The record is from the annotation of a GenBank genome assembly. Lineage: Eukaryota; Viridiplantae; Streptophyta; Magnoliopsida; Poales; Poaceae.
AUGCCGCGGGGGCUCCCCUUCGCCGUCGACACGUGGGGUCCCUCCUCCCGGCGCCGGCGCCACCGCUUCCUCACCCACACGCACCGGGACCACCUCGUCGGCUCCGGUGUCGACAUCGACGGGGACGGCACCGUCUACGCCACCCGCCUCACCCUGCACCUCGCGCUUCGCCACUUUCCCCAGUUGGGAAGUUGGGAGUUCGUGGAGAUGGAGGUGGGGAGGACGGUGGUGCUGGAUGAUCCCACCGGCGCCUUCUCUGUCACCACGUACGGCGCAAAUCACUGCCCUGAAGUGUUCUUCUGA